This is a messenger RNA of Aspergillus bombycis, 2043 nucleotides long. Its product is annotated as kinesin-3 family protein uncB. Lineage: Eukaryota; Fungi; Ascomycota; Eurotiomycetes; Eurotiales; Aspergillaceae. The annotation marks the transcript as partial. The transcript has 3 exons. Gene Ontology annotation, molecular function: ATP binding; microtubule binding; microtubule motor activity. The record is from RefSeq and is a predicted model, not a curated record. Gene Ontology annotation, biological process: microtubule-based movement; mitotic spindle organization.
UCUAAUUCAGCAAGAAGGGAAGGCACCACUUGCUCCCUGCGCCGGGUCACAGCGUCUUGUCUCUCUCCCUAUUUGAAUACCGUUUCGGAUCGCCUUCCCGCCGGUAGUGGUGCCCUUGUCUGUAUGUACCAUCAAUUAGUUAAUCGCCAACGUGAGCUCAGCAUUCAGUUUGUACAGUUAUUGAGGGAACAUAGUUUGGAUAUGUCCUUGGAUCCACGGUUUUACCACCAUGUUGGUCAUGGCUAUGGGCCUGGAUCACAAUCAUCCGCCUCGUCGUCCUCCGACACUUCCGCCCUAACGAGCAUCACCAACCCGUCAAUCCGAUCGACGACUGCUUCCGCAGCUGCACUACGGUCGAACGCUUCCAGUCCUUCUCUGCGCGCGAGGGAAGGCGGGACCAUGCACAUCACAUAUCAAGAUGGCGUCACGAGUCCGUCUCCGGGUGGUAAUGUCCGUGUCGUGGUUCGGGUGAGGAAGUUCCUGCCCAGAGAAAUUGAGCGCAAUGCGGAGUGCUUGAUUACCAUGGACCCUCGGACGCAGACGACCAAACUACGGGCGCCCAAACUUGACGCAGAAGACGAGGGGAAGCCGAAGUCGCAAGCACGGGGGAAGGUCCUGGAGGAUAAAUCAUUCAUCUUCGACAACUCUUUCUGGUCUCACGAUACAGAUGACGAUCAUUAUGCGCACCAAGAGGAUGUGUACAACUGCCUUGGAGAAGAAUUUCUCGAUCACAAUUUCGAAGGAUACCACACCUGUAUAUUCGCCUAUGUCGCCCGAUAUCAGCUUCACGUCCGCGUUUCCUAUUUCGAGGUUUACAACGAACAUGUCCGCGACUUACUGGUGCCUCGGACCGAUCCGCCCCAUUACCUUCGGAUCCGCGAGUCACCCUCUGAAGGUCCCUACGUGAAAGACUUGACUGAGGCAACGGUUAAAAACUUCGCUGAACUAAUGAAAUACAUGCGCAAAGGCGAUGUUUCCCGCACGGUAGCGAGCACCAAGAUGAACGAUACCUCGUCCCGCUCCCACGCAGUUUUCACAAUCACCUUGAAACAAAUCCACCAUGACCUCUCAACCGACGAGACGACGGAACGCACAGCACGAAUCCGCCUGGUUGACCUGGCAGGAUCGGAGCGAGCGAAGUCUACGGAGGCAACCGGGCAGCGACUACGCGAAGGAUCGAACAUCAACAAAUCGCUCACGACAUUGGGUCGAGUUAUUGCCGCCUUGGCAGAUCCGAAGCCAGGCCGGUCCGGCAAGCGGAAAGGCAAGGACGUUGUUCCCUAUCGCGACUCAAUCCUCACCUGGUUACUCAAAGACAGUUUGGGGGGCAACUCGAAGACCGCCAUGAUUGCCUGUAUUUCCCCGUCAGACUACGAAGAGACACUAUCUACCCUCCGCUAUGCAGACCAAGCGAAACGUAUCCGUACUCGUGCUCGGGUUAACCAAGAUCAUUUAUCUGCUGCUGAGCGCGAUAAACAGAUCGCAGAAAUGGCGGAGACGAUCCGUACGCUGCAGCUGAGUGUCAGUUUGGCGACGGCCAACCGUCGAGAAAGCGAGAUUCAGAAUGAGAAACUGGAGGAGUAUCAGCAGAAGGUGGAGAAGCUGCAGCGAUUAAUGGAGGAGACGAAGAUGGUCAGUGAAUGCAAGAUCAAGCAGCUGCAGACAGAAAAUGAAGCACUUCGCAAUCACCUGAAGUUGGCCCUCGAUAGUUUGAGAAAUCCGAUCCCACCCGUGACCGUUGAGAAACGCAGAGGCGGUCUUUCGCCUGUGACUGAAUACAAUAAGGAAAACCGCCCCGGAUCGCCAAUUUCAGAUGUGGAACCUGAGCCAGACCUGAUCUGGGAAGAUGAGGACACGAUCCGGAUUAAGGGUCGCGAACUUGAGGCGCAUGACAUGCAGGCUGAUAUGGAGGAUCUGCUUAUGGAUAUCAACCUGUUCAAGCGUAAGCUGGCCUCCGAUCAUGAGCGAUUCCGAGCAUCCCAGAAACAGGGAGAUUGGAAACGACGGCGAGCGCUAGGAGAAGUUUGGACGAAUAACCGAUGA